AUGGCCGACUCCCAGAUCCCCCAAAUCCGGCGCAAUGCCCCUACCGUCAACUCAGCGGCUGAUCUGAUCGGCAACACGCCACUUGUGAGGCUCAACAAGAUCCCUCAGAGCCUGGGCAUUGAGUGCGAGGUCUACGCCAAGACGGAGCUUUUCAAUGCUGGCGGCAGUGUCAAGGACAGAAUUGCCCUGCGGAUGAUUGAGGAGGCCGAGAAGAGCGGCCGAAUCAAGCCUGGCGACACAUUGAUCGAGCCCACCAGUGGAAACACUGGCAUUGGUCUCGCUCUGGUCGGCGCCAUCAAGGGCUACAAGACCAUCAUCACCUUGCCCGAGAAAAUGUCCGCCGAAAAGGUCUCUGUGCUGCGUGCCCUCGGCGCUACCAUCAUCCGUACACCCACCCAGGCCGCCUGGGACGCCCCCGAGUCGCACAUUGGCGUUGCCCGCCGUCUCGAGAAGGAGAUCCCGAACGCACACAUUCUCGACCAGUACAGCAACCCGGCCAACCCCGAUGCCCACGAGUUUGGCACCGCUGAGGAGAUUUGGGAGCAGACCGGCGGCAAGGUGACUGCCGUCAUUGCUGGUGCUGGAACUGGUGGUACCAUUACCGGUAUUGCUAAGGGUUUGAAGAAGCACAACAAGGACAUCAAGAUUAUCGCUGCCGAUCCCCACGGCAGUAUCCUGGCUCUGCCCGAGUCCCUCAACGAGGAGCACAUGAAUGAGGGAUACAAGGUCGAGGGCAUUGGCUAUGACUUCAUCCCCGACGUCUUGGACCGCGAGAUUGUCGACAAGUGGUACAAGACCGACGACCAAAAGUCUUUCUGGCUCGCACGACGCCUGAUUGCCGAGGAGGGCCUGCUUGUCGGCGGUAGCUCCGGCUCCGCCAUGGCUGCCAUGCUGCUGGCCGUCAAGGAGUACGGCUUCAAGAAGGGCGACACCGUCGUGGUUGUUCUCCCCGACAGCAUCCGCAGCUACCUCUCCAAGUUUGCCGACGAUGACUGGCUGUCUGCCAACGGACUGCUGUCCGUCAACGGAAUCGAGUCCGCGCCCCAGGGCAACAACACGACUUCCGACCCCUACCAGGGCGCCACCAUUGCUUCUCUCCGCCUGAAGCCAGUGACUUCAGUUGCGGACACUGCCUCAUGCUCAGAGGCUAUCGAGACCAUGCGAGACAAGGGCUUCGAUCAGCUGCCCGUCCUGUCCGCUACCAGCAAGCUGGUCGGCCUCGUCACUCUUGGCAACCUUCUCAGCUACAUCUCUCGCGGACGCGCCACGGCCGAGACCCAGGUCAAGGACGUCAUGUUCGACUUUGGCAGACUCGAUGAGAUUGUCACCGACCCGCGCAAGCUGACCAGCGGAACCAAGGCCGGUAGCAAGCGCAAGUUUGUCGAGAUCACCAUGGAGACUCCCCUGUCCACCCUCAGCAAGUUCUUUGAGUGGAACAGCGCUGCUGUUGUGACCGACGGCAAAGGCGAUUCUCAGUCUCUGUCCAAGCCCAUUGCUGUCGUUACCAAGGUUGACUUGCUCACCUGGAUGAUCAGCCAGAAGAAAUAA
This is a messenger RNA of Trichoderma gamsii, 1548 nucleotides long. Its product is annotated as cystathionine beta-synthase. Gene Ontology annotation, molecular function: cysteine synthase activity; cystathionine beta-synthase activity. The record is from RefSeq and is a predicted model, not a curated record. The coding region runs from base 1 to 1548 and encodes 515 amino acids. Gene Ontology annotation, cellular component: cytoplasm. Lineage: Eukaryota; Fungi; Ascomycota; Sordariomycetes; Hypocreales; Hypocreaceae. The transcript is spliced from 2 exons.